This is a messenger RNA of Triplophysa rosa, 1457 nucleotides long. RefSeq names its product cyclin Pas1/PHO80 domain containing 1 (gene cnppd1). The record is from RefSeq and is a predicted model, not a curated record. The transcript is spliced from 8 exons. Gene Ontology annotation, cellular component: cyclin-dependent protein kinase holoenzyme complex; nucleus. Gene Ontology annotation, biological process: regulation of cyclin-dependent protein serine/threonine kinase activity. The coding region runs from base 112 to 1398 and encodes 428 amino acids. Gene Ontology annotation, molecular function: cyclin-dependent protein serine/threonine kinase regulator activity; protein kinase binding. Lineage: Eukaryota; Metazoa; Chordata; Actinopteri; Cypriniformes; Nemacheilidae.
UUACGCAAGUUACGUAGAGGAACGAUUACGGCAGGAAAAGAGGGUGCCCACACAACGCCUUUCCGCUCGCACUUGUUUUCAGCCUUUUAAACUUAAUGCUGAAAGCACAAAAUGGAUUUCAAGGAGUUGUUUGACGAGCGAACGUUCACCUUUUCUGACUUUCAAGAGUUUACGUUUCUGCCCGAGCAUGAGCAAUGGUCUGAGAGGGUGAGGAAGCGUCUUUAUUAUGGGAUUGAUUCUGACAGUCCACUGGAUGCUCUAUCCUGUCCCAUGACAGAUAUUGCUGUGGAACUGCUCCAGAAAUCGGCCCCAAGUCCUAUACGAAAACUCCACAAGAAAUAUGCUGCACAUGUGGCCAGGGAAGCAUGUAUAUCUCCCUGUGCCAUGAUGUUGGCCUUGAUAUACAUUAAAAGACUCCGACACAGAAACCCUGAAUACCUGCAACAGAUCUCGUCCUCCGACCUCUUUUUAAUUUCCAUGAUGGUUGCCAGUAAAUAUUUGUACGAUGAAGGAGAGGAAGAAGAGGUUUUCAACGAUGAAUGGGGCACUGCGGCUAAGUUAGAUGUUAAGACUGUCAACACUUUGGAGAUGAAUUUCCUGAGCGCAAUCGAUUGGAACCUCUUCGCCGAACCCAGUGACCUCUUUAAAGUUCUCAGUCAGGUGGAAGGCAGCAUUGCAGAGCGGCAGGGUAUGAAGCGAGGAUGGUUUACCUACACGGAUCUCUGUGUUUUGCUAGAGCAAUCCAGUUGGAAAGAAGCAUUUACCGGCAUUUACCAGCACUUUACUAAGGUUACCUGUAUGUUGGGUCUCCUUUACUUGACAAGCGUUGCCGGUCUCAUCGCAUCCUCCACGAUGAUCCACCUUCUCACUCGUCUUCCCAGCACCAGUCGCACUCAGUUGGGCUUUAUGGAGCCCACGUCCAUUGAGACACCAGCACUUCUUCCAAAUCUCUUACUGGACACUCCUAACCAGACAUCAGAUCUCCGCUGCUGCUGCACCCUGACCAACGACAGCUUUAAUCUGCACGCUUCGGUGACAUCAGAGCACCCGGGUUCCACAUCCCUGAGUCGAAACACUGUGCUGUGUCUGUGGAGCUCUAUCCUCUCUACACUGGCCUACCCUAACCCCUCGCACAACCAACAACAAGACUGUUUUCAUUCUGAAGGGUUCUGUCAAGGUUUCACGCCCCUUCAGUGCUGCGGACGCAAUAACACGACUACUGAUUCCUCUCCGUGGGUACUCCAUACGGUACCCUGGUUUGGGUUGGCUCCCGUCAGCGAAGACCUGGUGUUUCCAGACCCCCACCUCAGCUCAACGCCCACAUUUAAGAGACACCCAUGCUGCCGAGAGACUACUUUGCCAUUCGGGAAAUCACAAUCUCUCCUCAUGCCAGGCUAGAUGAGGAUUUCCGCUAGGCUAUAAGGGUUCUUGUAGCGAAAUUAAACCAGCUUUGUUUA